Messenger RNA from Betta splendens (Siamese fighting fish), 3228 nucleotides. RefSeq names its product cell adhesion molecule 2b (gene cadm2b). Lineage: Eukaryota; Metazoa; Chordata; Actinopteri; Anabantiformes; Osphronemidae. The transcript has 11 exons. The record is from RefSeq and is a predicted model, not a curated record. The coding region runs from base 368 to 1594 and encodes 408 amino acids.
UCGCCAUUGGUGAAGCGUCUUCAUUAGUCAAAAGGCGUGGGCGGGACUCCUGCUCUCUGCAGCGAGUCAAAGAGAAAGGCAAUAAAGGGAGACAGGAGCUGCACUUUGCCGACGAGCAUCUCCGCCGUCCGUCCUGCUUCGCCACAGUAACGCUGCCCCCGGAUCUGCGAAAACAGCACACGCACGCGCGCACGCACACACACGGGGAGAAGAGGAAGGCAGAGUUCAUCCAUGUAACUCCGCUCAGUCAAACUGCGCCGUUUACCUGGAUAAGUCCGUCCCGACGAGGAGAAGGAGAGCGCGAUAAACGCGAGAGAGCAACGCGAGUGGAGCGUCGACGCAGAAAUCGUGAAGGAAAGAGAAGAAUAUGAUUGUCAAGCAGCGCUUGAUCUUCAUCCUCUACAGCCUCUGCGCGAGCGUCUUCAGAGUGGCUGCGACAAAAAGCAAAGGGAAAGGUAGCCAAGGUCAGUUCCCCAUAACUCAGAAUGUGACGGUGGUGGAGGGGGGCGCCGCCAACAUGACCUGUCGCGUGGAUUACAAUGAUAACACUUCCCUCCAGUGGUCAAACCCUGCACAACAGACCCUGUUCUUCGGAGACAAGAAGGCUCUGAGGGACCACCGGAUCGAGCUGGUGCGGGCCUCGUGGCAGGAGCUCACCAUCAGAAUCAGCGACGUCAGCCUGUCGGACGAGGGCACCUACACCUGCUCGCUCUUCACCAUGCCCGUCAAGACCACCAAGGCCUUCCUCACCGUUCUGGGAGUACCAGGGCGACCGGAGAUCACGGGCUUCACCAAACCCGCCAAGGAGGACGACGUCAUCACCCUCACGUGCACCACGUCAGGCAGCAAGCCGGCUGCCAACAUCCGGUGGUUCCGCAACGACAAGGAGGUCCAAGGCUCCAAGGAGGUGAACGCCACGGGGAAGUCCUUCACGGUGCGGAGCAGCCUCCAGUUCCAGGUGGACAAGCGGGACGACGGCGUGGCCUACACCUGCAGCGUGGAGCACGCCACCCUGUCCAGCCCCUACAUGACCACCGAGGUCCUGGAGGUCCACUAUCCUCCCUAUCUGGAGAUCACACAUUCACUGAUUAUUCCACAAGAAGGCCAAUACUUCAAAUUGGAGUGUGUUUCCAUAGGCAACCCGAUACCUGAAGCAGUGUUGUGGUCUAAAGAUGGAGGAGAGCUGCCAGACAUUGAGCGUAUGAUUGUGGAGGGCAGGGAGCUAACCAUCACGACACUAAACAAAACAGACAAUGGCACAUACCGCUGCGAGGCCAGCAACCACCUGGGGACCAGCAGUGCAGAGUAUAUACUGUUUGUAUAUGCCAAAGACUUCCCAGGGCCCACAACAGAUCCGAACUCUUUAGGACCACACGGACCGGACCACGCGCUGAUCGGCGGCGUCGUCGCAGUCGUGGUGUUCAUCACCCUGUGCCUGAUAAUAGUCCUGGGCCGAUAUCUCGCCAGGCAUAAAGGGACGUAUCUAACGCACGAGGCCAAAGGAGCGGAGGACGCCCCCGACGCAGACACGGCCAUCAUCAACGCGGAGGGGAACCACGUGCACGCGGAGGAGAAGAAAGAAUACUUCAUUUAGACCUUUCCCUCUUUGUUCCGUCACAACUUUGGAGAGCAGACAUGCAACUCUGAGCUGUUUCCCAGCGUCACCACGCGAUCUGUUUUACUUCACAUAUUCUUCUUCUUCCUAUUCUCUGUGGUUGUGCCUGUUUUCAAAGCCUCUGUUAUUACAGCGUUGUUGUUCUUUUCGUUUCUUUUGUGAUCAGUGAACGACCGUUUACACCCGGACGGCCUCCCUUUGAGUUUGACAGUGCCUAAAUGCUGUGCAUUUCUUUUGUUUCUCGACUCUCGCGCCCGGUAAACAACUUUUUCAGACUUUUUAAAAAUCAGAGGCAACGAGAAACGUGCUUCGGUUCAACUUUGAGUCCAGUUUUAGCUUUUCAGACUGUUUAGCUUUAUGAGCAGAUUACGUUGAGGUGAGUCAUGUUUUACGGAUGUUGCCUGGAGUUUAACGGCCAAACUGUAAAAAUCGUCACGACGCCGACCAGACACUGACAAAACAAAACGCAGAAGCACAAUCCGUGCGAUUGUCUCUAGGUGAAACACACUCCCUGUAAAUUUCCUCACGCUGUUCAUUUGUACAAGUUAGAAAAUUAAAGCACAAAGUCUGAGGACUAACACGGAGGGACGGAGGCACGUCCGCCGUCUCAGGAUUGGACCUGAGUCUAGAUAGAGCGAUGGAGGCAGGCGAGCGCAGGUACACGUGUGGUCCUGAGGAUGAGGAGCCCGAGUUUCGGACUGUGACUUGAUGUAACGGGAUGAGUGGAACCUUGUGGGGGUUCGUCAUUUGUGUUGGAUUUUAUUGAACUAUGCUCAACGUGUGGGUAUUGCUGUACAUUACUUUGCUAACGUGAAUAUUGGUGAACAAUAUUGUUGAAUCUUUGGAUCCCUGACACAUUACAGUUUGUAUAUUAGCAUAUACAGUAUUUAAAUAUCCCACCGGUCUGAACUUCUUCCAUUUAUGUAACAAGCGUUUUGUUUGAUCCUGCCAGACGGCGUGUACAUAAGGUGUAAGUAUUUGAUUUUAGUACGAGGAAGAACACUGGUUAUAGCUUUUAGUUUCGCCACACAUCGGUUCUUCUCACUUUGAUGAGAUUGUUUUCACACUUUUGAAGAUUUCUUCGCACAGGGAUUCUCAUAAAUUGCUGAAAAUGUUUAAAAAAAUACAUGUAUUUAUUAUUACAAUUGAUUGACAUUUAUUAUAUAAUACUAUAUUGAUUGAUAUUAUUGCUGUUAUUCCUAAAGUAGUUGUCUGACAUCAACUUUUCCAUAUUUUAAUUCUGUUACUUAUCAUAAAAACAAUACAAGGAUCACCGUUAUGGCCUUUGAGUUCGCUGCAAACAGUCCUACUGACAUGUUGAGGCAUUGGAGAAUCAGACAUCCCCUCACUGUACAUAGUCACGAUAUCAAAGACAUUGACCCACAUUACCAAUGCUCACACAUGUUAUUUGUUAGUUCGGUCUGAUGCUAUAAAUAACUCAUUUUGUACAAAGUUUGAAUCGCUGUAACUAAUUUGCUUUUUAUGGGGGGGUGUGUGAGGUUUGCUUUUUUCUCAGUAUUGAAUAUUCAUUUUUCAACUAUGCCACUGUAAAAAAAAAGAAAGAAAACGAGAAAAAAGUGCAGAUUAAAAUAUGAACAAGUGGAAAACUGCCA